Messenger RNA from Zalophus californianus (California sea lion), 2772 nucleotides. RefSeq names its product sodium voltage-gated channel beta subunit 1 (gene SCN1B). Gene Ontology annotation, biological process: cardiac muscle cell action potential involved in contraction; sodium ion transport; regulation of heart rate by cardiac conduction. Lineage: Eukaryota; Metazoa; Chordata; Mammalia; Carnivora; Otariidae. The transcript is spliced from 5 exons. The record is from RefSeq and is a predicted model, not a curated record. The coding region runs from base 1399 to 2112 and encodes 237 amino acids. Gene Ontology annotation, cellular component: voltage-gated sodium channel complex. Gene Ontology annotation, molecular function: sodium channel regulator activity.
GGGAGGGCGGUGGGCGGUGCGGGUGGGCGAGCGCGGGCGGGGGCCGGGCUGGCACAGCUCGGCGGCUGCGGGCGCCCAGCCGGGGGCGAGGAAACGCGGAGUCAGCUGCUCCCGGAGCCCCGCAGGCUGCAAUGUGACACCCACAGCCGCGGGAGGGGGUGGGGGAAGGCGGCGCCCGGAGACUGGGACAGGGGAGACCGAGAGACAGGGAGCGAUGGGGACGCAAGGGAAGGCGCGAGAGGCGCGGCGAUUCGGAGUACUCCGGAGUGCUCCGCCGAGACUGGGGAUCGGGAGUAACCGGGAGGAAGGAGACGGAGAGGGUUGUAGAGGGUGCCAGAGAGAGGCCGAGAAGCGAGUUAGAGAACGGAGCGCUGGAGAGACAAACUUGAGAGAGGCAGGAGAGAUGGUAGACACUGGGAGAGGUGGAGUUUAAAAGGGACAGGGAAAGGUGGAGAGAGGCCGUCUGAGCCUGAAAAGAGGACACAAAGUGGUGGACCCUUCCGAGAGACUCCCUAAGAUAUAAAGUAGAGGAGACAGACACAGAGGUGCUCAAGGAGUUAGAAAGAGCAACGGAGGAGGGCACGGAGUUCCCAGAAUUCAGAGAGGGAGAGACUCGGGGACAAGGAAACAGCCCCGGAGCUGGAGCCGGAGAGGCGCAGCAUUAGCUGGUGAGCGCUGGGCCUUGGGAAGGGGGUGGCAGGUAAGAAUAUGGAGGAGGCGUGCAAGGGGACUGGAAUCCAGCGGGGGUGCAAAGUCCCUGAGGCUGCAAAGAGCUCAGUGAAUUUCAGGAAGCUGCUAAGAGGUGGGAGAGGGGUCUGGAGCUGAGGAGCCUGGGGACAGAGGGGCCAGGGGCCAGAGAAGCUGGGUAGAGGGUGGGUGGCCAGAGAGCUGGGCUGGAGUGUGCGGCUGCCCCGGUUCCAGCGCCCACCCGCCCCUCUGAGGUUUUGCCUUCUCCCAACCCAUUCCCUGGGGCUGGCUGGUUUUGCAGAGCCGUCAUGGGGGGAAAUGACUCCGCCACGUUGAACUUCUAACACAUCUGGAAUUCUAGUCCCAGCACCUAAAUGCUGCAGUACCGUGGGCAAGGGGACUUCUUAAGAAGGGGUACAUGUGUAUCUACUUGGGUACGGAGCAAAGACUCUGAGUGACUGCCCACAGUGACAGCCCUAUGUUGUUUGGCGGGGAGGGGCUUCCUGCGUGGCAGGCCCCCGGCUGGGGCCUUACUUCACUUGUGGAAUCUGCCCAGCAACCCCUGGAAGCAGAGAUGGCCGUUUCCCUCACCUCACAGAGGGAAACUGAGGCCAGAGGUGAGGAGGGACUUGCCAAGGACACACAGCAAGUGGCAGGGGCAGGCUGAACGUCUGGUUCUGUCCGUUUGUAAACAUUGUUGAGGGGAAACAGAUGGUUUCUGAGAGGGCCGAGAGCCAAUGGCCAGGAAGCCUGGCAUUGCCCGGGGUGCUGGGCGCCCCUGCUCCACCUGAGCCUGCUGUCCCUGCAGUGUCCUCAGCCUGGGGGGGCUGCGUGGAGGUGGACUCAGAGACCGAGGCCGUGUACGGGAUGACCUUCAAAAUUCUGUGCAUCUCCUGCAAGCGCCGCAGCGAGACCACCGCCGAGACCUUCACAGAGUGGACCUUCCGCCAGAAGGGCACGGAGGAGUUUGUCAAGAUCCUGCGCUAUGAGAACGAGGUGCUGCAGCUGGAGGAGGAUGAGCGUUUCGAGGGCCGCGUGGUAUGGAACGGCAGCCGGGGCACCAAGGACCUGCAGGACCUGUCCAUCUUCAUCACCAACGUCACCUACAACCACUCCGGCGACUACGAGUGCCACGUCUACCGCCUGCUCUUCUUUGAGAACUAUGAGCACAACACCAGCGUCGUCAAAAAGAUCCACCUUGAGGUGGUGGACAAAGCCAACAGAGACAUGGCGUCCAUCGUGUCGGAGAUCAUGAUGUAUGUGCUCAUUGUGGUGUUGACCAUAUGGCUCGUGGCAGAGAUGGUUUACUGCUACAAGAAGGUCGCCGCAGCCACGGAGGCCGCCGCACAAGAGAAUGCCUCGGAAUACCUGGCCAUCACCUCAGAAAGCAAAGAGAACUGUACGGGUGUCCAGGUGGCUGAAUAGCCCCGGUAAGGCCCUGGGCUCCACCUCAAGGAAGAGCCAGCCCUAAUGGGGAACAUCUGGGCACAGCCUGCCCCCAGGGGGGGUUGGCCAUUCCUGGGCCUCCACGAGCCUCAGAGUCCUGCCAACGGAGCUGCCAGGGUGGGAGGGGGCAGAGGGCUUGGCUCACACCCCCGAUCCAGCCCACUUCCUCCUGCCCCAUCGCCCACCCACGCCAUGCAUGAUGGGUAAAGCAAUACUGCCGCUGCCCCCACCCCUGCUUCUGCUGCCUGUUUAGGAGGGGGGGCGGUGAGGUGGGGGCAGCGGCUCCGCACCCCUCCUUCUUGCUGAUUUGCACACACUGGCCGCUUCAGAUGCACACUACUGGGGCCCAGCCCCUCCCUGCCCCCCUCCUCCGCCCAGCGUGGGGGGGGUGGUUCGUGAUGGGCAGGCACAGUUUGGGGCAGGGGGUUCUGGACCCACUCCGACCCAACCCCCAGAGACAUUUCCCCUCCUUCCUCUGGCUGGACCUGGGGUCCCCUCUCCCUGUGAUGCACUCUUGCCCCAGCCCAACCCUGCCCUCUCUCACCAGCCUUGGACUGUGGCCACUUAGAAAGGCCCAUUCAGCCUCUUCUCUCUUCACACGAGUAGUUUUGUUCAUGAAAUAAAGAUUCUUGGACUUGA